Molecule: messenger RNA, 642 nt
Organism: Solanum stenotomum
Lineage: Eukaryota; Viridiplantae; Streptophyta; Magnoliopsida; Solanales; Solanaceae
Product: BAHD acyltransferase BIA1-like
Exons: 3
Coding region: 1-642 (213 amino acids)
Source: RefSeq, a predicted model, not a curated record
AUGGGUGAUGAGAGCAAGCUUGAUCUUUUCUUAAUCUCAAAUGCUAGAAGAGACAUUCUUGAAUCUCAGAGUAGAUUUGCAUCUGAUGGUCAAUCUAUCAAUUGCCAUGAUGAAGGUGUUUUGUAUAUAAAGGCAAACGUUGAUUCUCAAUUUUGUGAUUUCCUCAAGGAUGCAAAGAAAGAUAUCGACCUAGCAUUGGAUUUUUGCCCGAAAAUCGAUCGUAGUGUUUCUAAUUUGUCUAUCACUCCUGUAGUUGCAGUGCAAGUGACGGAGUUUGCGUGUGGUACGGGGCUAGCUUUAUCUAUGAGCACUGAACACGCGGUUAUUGAUGGAUUCACAGCAUUGAAAUUUGUUUACGAGUGGUCUAAAGUAAGUAAAAUGGAAAUAAAUAUUCAUUCCGAUAAGAUCAAUUGCUUCACCUUUGACGAUUUUGGUACCAUUUUUCCACCAACAAGUGAUAAUCAUUUGUUAAAAAGAGUCAAGUCUCCUAGAGAUGAUCAUUAUCAUGAUUUAGCUGAAAUGGUUGCGAGGAGAUUGACUCUCCAAGAUACGAAAACUCUUUCGGGAAUUUCGCUCUUGAAGUCCCGGUCAAAUUCAUACCGGGAGAAACAGGAAUGGAGUUGCAAGAAAUUUUACUAUUGA